AUGGCUCUCCCAUCAGCAGCAACCACCCUGCGACAGUCGCUGCAGGAUCCCAAGGCCUUCAUCACAGCCCCAGGAGUAUAUGAUGGCAUGUCCGCGAGGUUGGCACUAGCCGCAGGGUUCGAGGCCCUAUAUAUGACCGGCGCAGGAACCGCGGCCUCCGUACAUGGACAAGCUGACCUUGCCAUCUGCACGUUGAAUGACAUGCGGGCGAAUGCCGAAAUGCUGGCCAACCUGUCACCGCGCACACCGCUGAUUGCAGAUGCCGACACCGGCUACGGCGGGCCGAUCAUGGUGGCCCGCACGACGGAGCAAUACGCGCGCUCAGGCGUGGCAGCCUUCCACAUCGAGGAUCAGGUGCAAACGAAGCGGUGCGGGCAUCUAUCAGGGAAACAGCUCGUCGACACAGCAACAUACGUCAGUCGCAUCCGGGCGGCUGUGCAAGCGCGACAGCGCAUCGGAAGUGACAUUGUGGUCAUCGCGCGGACGGAUGCGCUGCAGUCGCUAGGGUAUGCGGAGAGCGUUGCGCGAUUGCGGGCGGCUCGGGAAGCAGGUGCUGAUGUUGGGUUCUUGGAGGGAAUCUCAUCGCGGGAGAUGGCUAAGAAGGUGAUUGAUGAUUUCGCUGGGUGGCCGUUGGUUUUGAACAUGGUUGAGCAUGGGUCCACGCCGUCGAUUUCGUCCCAGGAGGCUCAAGAGCUUGGAUUCCGGAUCAUCAUCUUCCCAUUUGCGACCAUAGGGCCUGCACUCACUGCCAUGCGGGACGGAUUGGAGAAACUGAAGCGAGAUGGGCUGCCAGGGCUGGACAAGGAGUUGACGCCACAAAUGCUGUUCAGGGUCUGCGGACUAGACGAGAGUCUGAAAGUCGAUGCAGCAGCUGGUGGCGUUGCCUUUGAGGGUGGCGUGGACCUUGGCGAGAAAUGA
Messenger RNA from Penicillium salamii, 918 nucleotides. Lineage: Eukaryota; Fungi; Ascomycota; Eurotiomycetes; Eurotiales; Aspergillaceae. The record is from the annotation of a GenBank genome assembly.